Messenger RNA from Eurytemora carolleeae, 1277 nucleotides. Its product is annotated as putative protein MSS51 homolog, mitochondrial. Lineage: Eukaryota; Metazoa; Arthropoda; Copepoda; Calanoida; Temoridae. The coding region runs from base 5 to 1147 and encodes 380 amino acids. The record is from RefSeq and is a predicted model, not a curated record. The transcript is spliced from 15 exons.
AAAGAUGGGAGAAAAGGCUGAACCUACCGGGAUUAAAUAUCCUCCUUCAGAAUUCAGUCAAAAAUAUUCAAGGAUCCUGGCUCCGAACGGAGUCCUGGUGUCUCCGGAGAAAAUGUUCGGAGAAGGGAAACCCUUCGGUCCAGAGAUAGAGGAGAAAACAAAACUUGCUUUCAAGGUGACUCUGAAGAAACUUGAUAAAUUAAACCCAAUCACUGAACAAAAUAAACAUAUUCUAAAGAACGAGAAGAUUGACCAGAUAGUUGAAUGUUUCCCCGGCGCGCUACCGAAGAAUUUACCGGAAAUUCUGGGGAAAACCACGUGGGGUCGACCCCCACAGGAAGUCAAGGACUGGAAGGACUGGUGGAACUGCCACAAAGACGUUCUAAAAGCCCUGGAGAUUCAAACUGGUCUCAUCAAACAAUGGUGGAAGUAUAUAGACAGAGCCUAUCCAGGAGAUGAGGAAAUACUUGAAAGUUUAAAAAGAUUGAUUUCCGGAGUUAUUACACAUCCGCUCACCAUAGGAAAGGUGAUUUCUACCCAUGUUGGGAAGAAAGGAAAAGACAAGGCCAAGUCUAUUCAUAUGGUUGGAACAGACCGACCUGAGGCCACGAUGAUUUAUUCUGGAUUUUUCACUGAGAUUCUGGCCGUCAAUCCAACCAACCCGAUAAAGCUGACCCUUGUAAGUCCUGACCCAGCUAACCAGCAGCUAGCACAGGAUUGUUCCCCUUCUUCUCCUAUGCUGAUCCAUCAGAGAUGUAAACUUACAGCUUGGGAUGGAUUAUAUCAUGAUUUCUGGGAUAGGUUUGUAGAAAAGAAGAAGGUUGAGAAACCUGAUGUAGUUCUUGGGAUUCAUCCUGGCCUUCACGCAGAGGGUGUUUAUGAGUUCUGGGAACCAACUCUUGAGCUUCUCUUGGAUCAGAAUAUAGUUACAGUUUUUACAUUCUUUAGCAGGGAAGAGUAUGAGUCCUCGUUACUAAGGUUUGAUGACCUUUUCGUCAAAUAUAUUUCAAAGGAAUCUAAUCUGUUUGGUUCUCAACACUUGAAGCAAACUCCUCAUAAUCCUGAACUAAUGUGGGCCAGUAAUAUGUAUUCAGUCGCAUUUCAGGGCAGGACCGUUGACAUGAAAACUCUAACUCUGAUCGAGUAAUCAAUCAAUAAAUCAAUCAAUCAAUGAAUGAAUCAAUCAAUAUCAGAAAUCUUUAAUAACUGAAACUUUUGUGUUUAAUGUAUUCUCUAAUUCCUUUUCUAUAAAACUAAAAUAAAUGAUUUUAUCGGCA